This is a messenger RNA of Wasmannia auropunctata (little fire ant), 9154 nucleotides long. It is a transcript of the gene BRWD3, whose product is annotated as PH-interacting protein. Gene Ontology annotation, cellular component: nucleus. The coding region runs from base 1237 to 6651 and encodes 1804 amino acids. Gene Ontology annotation, molecular function: protein binding. NCBI's taxonomy places the organism in Eukaryota, Metazoa, Arthropoda, Insecta, Hymenoptera, Formicidae. The transcript has 22 exons. The record is from RefSeq and is a predicted model, not a curated record. Gene Ontology annotation, biological process: regulation of cell shape; regulation of transcription by RNA polymerase II; cytoskeleton organization.
GUGUGUGUGUGUACACAUAUCAUAUAUAUGUACGCGCAUCGCACGCCCUCACAUGGCAUACUUACACGCGUAUUACACGUGCCGUAAUUCUGUCCUGCAUUUUCGCGAUCGCGCGUUUUCAUUAUUCCUCUCCUUUCCCAACAUUUUACUUACCAACGUGCGGUUGCAAAAAAAUAAGGAGGAUACAUGUAUAUGUCCCGAUAAAUAAACCUUGUUCUGUAAAUUCACGCAUGAACUAAUAAAACUAAUUCAUUCUGCGUCGGUUGUCGAGAAUGAGAACACAAUCGCGUGUCUGCAGCCGACGCAAUAAAUUACUACACCUUACUACUCGGAUCGAUACGCGCGUUGCAUUUCCUGAUUGCGGGUCAAUGCGAUGAUCUUUUUCGAUUUACGGAUAUCGAUUGGUUGUACAUCCGAGUGGCUGUGCGGAUCGAAGAUGUGUACGGGUAUAAGACGAGUAACGUGAGCGAUAACAAUUUUCUUUUACAUGUAAUUUUAAUACAUAAUUUUUCGCUACUUCUCUCGCGAUCUUCGUCGAUCAUCGCGCGCACGAACAUCAUCGAACGUUUUUUUUCUUAGCUUUUGGAUUCGCUCUCACAACGGAAAUGUUACAUUUCAGGUGGCAUCGCUGGCGAAUCAACGUAAUAUUUGUGUACUUAUUCACGUCAGUGAAUACUUUUUCACUACCCCUCGAGUUUCUGUAAAACAUUUACUGCACGAUGUGCAAUUUCGUCUUGCGGAAUCCGCGGAUCGAGGCCUGAGGUGCAAAACACCUUUCAAGCGUGCCGCGCUCAAUGGUGGAUUCAUCGUCUCGCCGAUAGGUUCCCGGAUGAUGUAAUCCGGAUGUUCGCCAUGUUCGCUGCGACGAUUGUGCGACGCAUGAGAUUUUUUCGUACGGUCUUGCGGAGUUCGUCAGGAACACGGCGAUCGAUCGUUCGAUCACGCGCGGAGAAUCCCGCACUCACGGCGGUAACGGCGAAAAAUUCCCGGGCGACGUGACGGCGUGAACUCGCCGGGGCACCGCGCGGCGCCGCUUACGCGCCUGUCCGCUGUACGGCGCGGCGCUCCGCCAUUGGGGGACUAUUUCGCGUCGGGUAGGCGAGCUCGCGUGUGCGCGUCACGGUCUCGGACUAGAGAAAAUGAACUCCGCGGUGGUUAGCACGGCGCUACGAGCCGUAAGCCCGAUGUUCCGUCGUCGUUUCUGGAGUAAAUAGGAAAUCGGUCGGAUCAGCCGGGAUGGAGGGCAGCGCGUCCGGGAACGUGUCCGGGAUCACGCCAGAGCUGUACUUCCUGAUCGCGAAGUUUCUCGACGCGGGCUUCUGUCCGGAGGCCGCGACGGUGCUGAAGCGGGAAUUGGAGCGUACCAAGGUACUGCCGUCGCGACGCGACUGGGAGGGCAACGUACACAGUCAGACGUUCGAGGAGCUGGAGAAGAGAUACCCCCACAUUGGGUCGAAUUACUUGUUGCAAAUAUGUGCCAGAAUAGGACCAGUGUUGGAGAAAGAAGUGCCACCAUGCGUUCGUGGAGUGACAUCGCUUCUGGGUGCGGGCAGGCAAUCCUUGCUGCGUACCCUCGACGAUGUUACGCAUCAUACGUACAGAAUUUUCGAUUAUUCCGGAAGAUUCGAUGGAAAACCUUUCCUGGAACUGGCCGGUAGCUUGUCAGUACCUAACAUAGUACGUGUACUUCAGGGACGUGAGAAUUCGGGCCCUUUGAGUCGGCGACAGGCAAUACCGACCAAGUUCUACAGCAAAAUGAAGUUGUAUCGGCAUACGCUGGGUCAUUUAUCCGCGGUUUACUGCGUGCUGUUUGAUCGCACCGGUAAAUACAUUAUAACCGGAGCGGACGAUUUGCUGGUCAAGAUCUGGAGUUCCAUUGAUGGACGUUUGCUCGCCACUUUCCGAGGCGCGUCCGCGGAAAUUAUGGACAUCGCAGUGAAUUUCGAUAAUACUCUGUUGGCGGCGGGCAGUUUAGAUCGAGUGAUACGGGUCUGGUGUUUCCAGUCGAUGUCGCCUGUGGCAGUUUUAACCGGGCAUUCAGGCAUGAUCACGUCCAUCAAUUUUUGUCCGAUAGUAUGUAACGACGUUUACUAUUUGGUCUCCACCAGUACUGAUGGAUCCGUAGCUUUUUGGUCUCACACAAAAAAACCGAAGGAGAGAGCGGUAUUCCAAACAAGGCCCAUUCAGUACCAUGAGAAAAUGAGGCCAGGCCAGGCGCAAAUGAUUUGUGCCUCCUUCAGUCCCGGGGGCGCAUUCAUGGCAGCCGGCUCCGCGGAUCAUAACGUGAGAGUUUAUGCGAUGUUAGGGGACGAAGGGCCACGCAGAAUCCUCGAGAUCGAGGCGCAUUCCGACACGGUCGAUAGUAUUCAAUGGGCGCACAAUGGCUUGAAAUUCAUUUCUGGUUCCAAAGAUGGUACCGCGAACGUAUGGCAUUUCGAGCAACAGCAGUGGGUACACAAACAGCUGCUCAUGACGACCAAGCUCCCUGGAGAACCAGAAAUGGAUGAUGACACGAACAAGAAGGCGAAAGUAACCAUGGUUUGUUGGGACGUUAGCGACGAAUUCGUUAUAACAGCAGUGAAUGAUUACACGUUGAAGGUGUGGAAUGCAAAAUCGGGUGGAUUAGUGAAGGUUUUGCGAGGUCACAAAGACGAGGUCUUUGUGCUGGAAUCGCAUCCAAUAGAUCCCCGAAUGAUCCUCAGUGCUGGCCAUGAUGGACAACUUAUAAUUUGGGACGUAUUGAAUACAGAGCCGAUGGUGUGUUUCCAAAAUUUUGUUGAAGGCCAGGGAAAUUGUGCUGUUUUUGAUGCGAAAUGGUCGCCCGAUGGUACAAGGCUCGCCGCGACAGAUUCUAAUGGGCAUCUUUUGAUGUACGGAUUUGGAUGUUCGGUCGAGAAACUAAAAAUUGUACCCAAAGAACUGUUCUUCCACACGGAUUAUCGGCCUUUGAUAAGAGAUGGAAAUAAUUAUGUUCUGGAUGAACAAACACAAACUGCGCCGCAUUUAAUGCCACCGCCAUUUUUGGUUGAUAUAGAUGGAAAUCCAUAUCCGCCAGCGUUGCAGAGACUAGUGCCGGGAAGAGAAAAUUGUAUGGGCGAGCAAUUGGUACCAAAUAUUGCAGUUGGCGCAGGCGGCAUGCAAGAAGUUAUAGAAGGUCUUCCGGAACAAGAGCCAAGAUCAAACAUUGAUCGAUUAAUUGAGGCUCUUGCUCAAAGACAAAAUAUCAAUGCGGAUGGUGAAGCCAUUGCCGUCGGUGCCGGCGAAGAUAGGGAUAAUAACGUCGCGGAACAACCGAUUCGUCAAAUAGCGAGUCCCCGUGCGAGUAGAGCUGGUUUGAGGAGAGAGGGCAACGUUGAAGGUGUUCGGCAAAGCAGCGGUAAUUGGCAAAGGGAUAACACCACCCCGUGGAACAAGCCUAUGCUCGCGCGUCCCAUGAAUCCAGCUGCAAAAGACACUCAACAUAAAAUAAUUCAAGCGAUGGCUGAUAUGGAGUUAGAAACCUGGCGGCGGGAAAUGCGACGGCGACCACAGCCUACCUCGAGCACUGCCACUAAUCAAGGCAAUAUAGGGAAUAAACUCGUAAAUCGCAAUCGUAAUAGAACUAGGCACGGCUAUAGAACUAGGGCAACGCGCGAAGAAGAACAGGAGGAUGAAGACUAUGAGAACGGUGGCACGUCAGCGAGUUCGGACAGUAACAACAGCAAUGAUUCCACCGCUCACGAGGAGGAUAUGUGCUCCGACAGCACUACAGACUCCAGCACUGAGUAUUCCGAUUGGAUCGCGGAUCACGGACUGAAUUUGGAACCGCCCAAGCGCAGUAAGCGGAGACCCGUGAAAAAACGGUCUGUUACACCUCCGAGUGAGACGGACAGACGGCGCAGCAGGCGUCCUAAGAAAAAACAGGCAAUACCAAUAGCUAAUGGUAUUCGUGAAGUUCCUGAAAGUUAUCGUCCAUCAGAGUGGCUUACCGAAGUGAUACCGAGGAAAGCCCCUUAUUACCCGCAGAUGGGCGACGAAAUAGUAUAUUUCAGACAAGGUCAUAAAUUCUAUUUAGAUGCAAUUAGGAAUAAAAAGGUUUAUGAGCUUAGUCCGCGGUGCGAGCCAUGGACCAAGAUAAAUAUUAGAGCACAAGAGUAUGUAAAAGUAGUGGGUAUUAAAUACGAAAUACGACCGCCUCGUUUGUGCUGUUUGAAAUUAGCAUUAAUGGAUGAUGAUUUUCGGCUUACUGGGAGGAAUUUUACCAUCAAGUACCACGAUAUGGCCGACGUGUUAGAUUUCCUGGUGUUGCGUCAGACCUUCGAUUCAGCGUUGGCGCGAAGUUGGUCUGAGGGAGAUAAAUUUCGUUGUAUGAUCGACGACGGUUGGUGGAUGGGUCAGAUCGUUGGAAUGGAGCCGUUAGACGAAGAGUUUCCGGGAUCGUUCUUUAUGUGUUUCCGCGUCAGAUGGGACAAUGGGGAAUACGAACGAAUGAGCCCUUGGGAUCUCGAGCCUGUUGACGAAGAUAGGGUGCCCACGGAAAUCGGUGGCGCCGUUCCUGUCUUACCGGAGGAGAGACAAGCGAUACUGUAUCAACCCCACUCGGAGGAGUGGCCCAUGGGCGACAGAGAGGCGACUUGUCGCCGAAUCAUACGAGGCUUGGAUCAAGUGAUGAGUCUCGCGAUCGCAGAGCCAUUCGUAGUGCCGGUGGAUCUCAGUCUUUAUCCAACUUACGCGUAUAUUGUCGAGUACCCGAUCGACUUGUCGACUAUAAAGGCCCGUUUCGAGAAUCAUUUCUACAGAAGGAUCACAUCGGCACAAUUUGAUGUUAGAUACUUAGCAACGAACGCUGAACAAUUCAACGAACCGCACAGUCACAUAGUAAAGAAGGCCAGAAUAGUCACUGACCUUUGUCUGCGUAUAAUAAAGGAAACCACCGAUGUCGAUGUUCCGGCGGUGUAUCAUCAGUUGAACGACACGUACCACUCCUCUGAAUCGGAGGUGGAUGUAGAGGACAAACCCUCGACGAGUAAACCAAAAUCCACGUCGAAUAAGAAGUUACCUAUGCAGGAGUUUUCACAAGACUGGAAAGUGGCGUGUCGCCAAUUGUUGGAGAGCCUGUGGCAGUGCGAAGAUUCAAUACCUUUCAGGGAACCGGUGGACAGAUUCGAACAUCCGGAGUACCAUCAAAUAAUAGACACGCCGAUGGACUUGCGUACUGUCAAAGAGGAUUUGUUAGGCGGCAAUUACGAGACACCAGUGGAAUUUAUGAAGGACAUGAGAUUGAUAUUUCAAAAUAGUAGAAAUUUUAAUACCAACAAACGUUCGAAGAUAUAUUCGAUGACAAUAAGACUUUCGGCCAUGUUCGAGGAGCACAUGCGUAGGAUACUUUCAAAUUGGAAAUCGGCGCGUAGACGUACUAAUAAAACGCAUACAUGCAAUGAUAAUAAAACAAAAGUGAAAGGAAAGAGGAAGCAGAAAAAGAAGAAGAAGAAGAAGAAGCCCGGUUUAAGUAAUGGCACAGGACCUUCCAAAUCAAAAUCUGUUCCUAGCGACGAGGAUGAAGACACCGAGGAAGACGAUGAUGAUGACGAUGAUUAUCGGCAGUCGGGUAAAGAGCAGAAAAAGAAUGAUUUUGACAUAUCUGCACCUGGUCCGUCACGGAUGACGAACGGUUACACGAAACGGUCUAGUUCCGGCCCGUCCAGGCCAACGUUGAAAUUGCGAAUCUGCCGGUCGACUGUCUCGAAGAAACCGAAGGAUAGUGAUAGUGACGCUAGUGAGUCUGAGGUAACGUCAGACACGGACAGCAGUGACAGUGCCCCUGUCCGAAGAACUAGAGCACGGACAGCGAGGCCAAGUGUUAGUGCCGAUAGCGAUUCCGGAGACAAUUACACGCCCGGCGGUCGCAGCAAGCAGGUUCGCAAGAAUCGCGGCAAAAAUAUUAAGAACGGUAAGCAAUCCAAAGCUAAAGUGAAAUCGCACGUUAUCCCGGACGACGAAGAUGACGACGACGAGUACGUUGCGGAGACCAAGGUGAACGAGGACAACGAGGAGGACGAGGAGGAGUUCCUCGCGCCGGAGGACUCCACGGAGGAAGAGAGCGAGGAGGAAAAGAUCAUCAAACGGGACACCAGGUCGCGGAAGUUGGUGAGCGAGAGUGUGCAGAACCAAAAGUACACCGCUAACAACGGGAAAAACGACAAUAGCGACAGCGAGAGCGAGGAGGGCGACGACGACGACGAGGAGGAGGAGCGGGAGGAACGAGAGAUGGAGGAGGAGGAGGAAGAGGAGCAGCAGCAGCAGCAGCAACUGCAGCAUAACGCUAACAAUCAAGACUCGGAGGACAGUGAUUAUUCGUAUAGACAAUCGUGCAGACCGUCGCGCUCGAGUCGUCGGAAGCAGUGCAAUUAUGCGGAGUCGGAGGACGCAACGAGGCAGCGGUACAGCAGCGGCACCAGGCGAUCCUCGGCGCGGAAGCGGCCCUGUUACAACGAGAUCGAUAGCGACGAUAGUGCGACGCUGCCGGUGAGAAACCGUCGCAAGAUCAAGCGUCGCUCGUACGCCGAGGACAGCGACGAGAGCGUGCCCGAGCCCGGCAUCAGCAUAAGUAGCCGUGGUCGCAUACGUAAAAUGACGCCGCGCGCCCGCGCUUACCUUCUAGAAUCGCCCUAACGGCAUCUCUCUAGGUAAAAAGUUAUGUACAAGUUCGACGGAAGAACCGUCGUGAGAAUUCUUGAAGACUUUAGUGUCGUGCGCACUGAAAGCUCCGAUCACUAUCACACGUUCGAGGGAACUCGCCUUCAAAGAUGAAUCGAGUUUUCGAUCGAUCGAUCGGUCUUCUCGAUCUCGCCGCUUGCUUUGUCGUCUACUCGUGUCUGACACUAUAUUUUCCAUCGCGCGUAAUCGCGACAUUAAAUCUCCGACAGACACGGUCCUCGGAGAUAUAUUUGCAGUGAAGGUUGGAGUUGAUUUCAAGGCACUUGAUUUCCGAUUUUUUUUCUGCGCUCGAUUGACAAGUUUAACUGUAUGAAAAGAUUGAAGUCGUAGAGCGAUUUAAUAGCUCGUUUGCUACUAUAAGUACUUCUAUUUUUAUGAAACGGUUUGUUCUACAAAGAAAGUGUUCUUUCUUUUUUUUUAUAUUUACCUGUACUGUCGAUCUGAAAGAUACAUUGGCUCAGUGGUACAAACAGAAACAGUGAACGGACACACGAUAUUUUCCGUAUCUUGCAGGUCACCACUCUGUACCGUUUUAUUUGCAGGUUCAACCAACUUUAAUAACGAUAGGCAAAUCUGUAUAAAGUUUCACCUUUUCCGAAGAGGAUUAUAUUGAAAAUUCUAUAUAAUCGUGUUGUUGUACAGGUACGAUAAUUAUCUCUGUUAACCAUCUUGAAAGUGUAGAAAACAGGAAUGUGGUCUUCAAGAAACGAUGUAAAUCUACGCUUAUACCGAUUGCUUCCAUUGAUUUCAAAAGUUCAGUUGACAAAUGAAAUUUUCAUGCUAUAAUUAUAAAAACAGGCGAUAUCGUGUUAUUUUAUAAAACAGUUUUUUCAGUUCUUAUUAAAGCAACAAAGGUUGACCGGCACCUAUAAAAUUUAUCAAGUUAUCGUUUUAAUAGUUCUUCGCAGUAUCAUUGUAAUGGUUACUCAUUGAGAGUUUAUGAACUCAUGUUGAGACCCUUAUUUUCUCACUGCAGUGAUAUUGAAUUUGAUUAGAAAACUUUUUUUGUUAUGUGAACACAUUAAUAAAUAGUCAUAAUUCUUAUCAUAAAUUCUUAUAAUUAAAAAUAGCUACAAAUAGCUAUACAAGUUUAUAGUUCAAAGUAGCUAUAAAUAGGUAUAUAACUAUUUGUUGCAUUUUCUCGGUGAAGAUAUAGAACAUACUUAUGUAUCAAGAGAAAUUCUAUUGGUGUCGCAAUUCAAUGGAGCUGCAAUGAGACAAUCAAGAGCCUUUAUGCGAAUAUUUUCUAAACAUGUUCCGCGGGAACGUGAAUCAGUAUUUAUUUUACCUACGAAAAAUCUUUAAGAGAGAAAAAAAACGUAAUAUCGUAAUAUAAUUAAAUGUGAAUUUUUGCAUUGCCCGAGAGAAAACUUUAUUGUAGUUCGUUACACACACACAAUGGUUACCUCCUUAGACAGCGGACUUGUAAUUUGCCUUUUUAAGUUAUAUUAAAUGACGUGACAUGUACGAUAGCGACAUGGUUUGUUGUUAGCAUACGGAGAGAAUUGAUUUUAUUUUCUUGAAUGUGAUGAACAAUAUUUGGGAGUACAACAAGGCAUCUUUAUUAUGUUCUUCUCUUCUUUUUUUCCUUUUUCUUCCUCCUUUUCUCUAUGCGAAUCCUGCCACGAAUUCUCUUUUCGCUUCUCACUUAAGUUUACCGCACAUCACAUGUAGGAAAGUGAGUCCGCGUGCGUGUAAAUAUAACACAUUGUAUCCAUUCGCGAAUAAUUCUUAUUUCUUCUUCUUCUUCUUCUUAAUAUUGACGUUGCAUGAGAUGAAUUGUGUAUAUGGUCUGUAGUGAAAUAACGAUUUUUUACAUAGAAUUUGUACAUCUGUUACGGAUUUAAGGAAGUCACGCAAUUUUAGAAUUUUUCACGAAGGCAGAGUAGAGACGUUUUUUCCAGAUUUAUAUGACGCGAAUUUAAACGGAUCACGCAUUACGUAGUUGUAUAAAUGAAUUGUCAGAAGACAGUUGUGCCGCCAGCAGCUAACAUCGUUUAUCAGAACACAUGCACAAACAUCAGAAGUCUUGACUGUCUCGAGCCAUUGUGAUAUUAGUUUAAGAAUAUCAAAUAUAUGAUAAUGUAAAUUAUCAAUAACUAGGAUUAUAAUCGAUAUUUUUUUAAUGACCUACAUAAAGAGAGUCAUAUCACAUGUAGUUUCGAUAAUACAUCCAGCCUGGGAUUUAAUUAUUAAUUUAACAAUGUUAACUUUGGUCUCACACUAUUAAUCAUACAAUAACGAUAUGCUUCACAUGGUGAACAUCCAGGAAUAAUAUAAUUUCAUGUAUAUAAUAUAUAACUCCGUUAAAGAAACAGGACGUAUACAGGACUUAAUACGAAAUAGUUAUGUUUUAUGUACAGUUUGACACUUAUUCUGUUGUGAAAUCAGCGUGCUCUGUUAAUAUACGGUUCUUUGAAACCCACCGCCACCAAUAAAAGGAUUAAAUUAUUUUAUA